AUGUGGUUAAAGGAUCACCCUCUGUUUCUUGAAAAGAUAUUGCGUCUCGAAGGCAAGGGCAACCUCAGGAAUGCACCGUGUUCUAGGUGUGGGGAUCUUUCCCCCAAGUAUCGAUGCGAAGACUGUUUUGGCGUCAAUCUCCACUGUUCAUCUUGUAUCAAGGCUGCACACCAACUCCAUCCACUCCAUAGAUUGCAGAAAUGGAAUGGAAAGUACUUCGAACGUGUCACCCUGAAAGCCCUUGGGCUCCGAAUACAAUUGGGCCAUGCACCUGGUCAGGCGUGCCCCAAUCCCCGUCGCGCCUUCAACAAUGAUUUUUUUGUCAUGGAUUCCCAUGGUAUCCAUGAGGUAUCACUCGACUUCUGCGAUUGUACAGAUGCAGUCGCACACGUACAGCAACUUCUUCGCAUUUCUUGGUUUCCUUCCACGACGGCCGACCCUAAAACAGCAGCAACAUUUCAUCUCCUGGAGGAAUUUCAUAUAUUGUCUUUUGAGUCGAAGGUCUCAGCUUACGAAUUCUACAAUGCUCUUGCACGGAGAACCGACAACACCGGUCUGGCCCCUGCUAAGACUCGAUAUGAGUCUUUCAUGCGAAUGAUACGUGAAUGGCGACAUUUAACUAUGCUUAAGCGUUCUGGCAGAGGGCACGACCCUAAAGGCGUGGAUGCUACAGGAGAAGGAGAAUGUGCCGUGUUGUGUCCUGCUUGUCUGCAUCCUGGUAAAAAUUUACCGGACAAUUGGGAGAAUGCUCCUCGGGCGAAACAUUGGAUGUAUGCAUUGUUUGUUGCCAUUGACGCCAACUUCUAUCUCAAGCGGAAAGUUGUCUCCAACAAUAUCACAGACCCCAGUUUAAGUCGCGGCUGGACUUAUUUUGUAGAGGAGGCAGGGUACAAGGAAUUCCUCGCAGAGAAAUUUGACAUCGUUCAAGAGAAAUCUACUUGUUCAAGUCAUAAUGCAGUCAACAUGGCAGACACGAAGACCAACCGGGGCCUGGCUGCUACUGGUCUGGGCACCAUCAACUGCGCAUGUCACAAUAUGAAAUGGCCAAACGCAGUCGGAGACCUGCAAAAGGGUGAAAAAUAUAUAAAUAUGGACUACUUAUUCUUUUCGACCCUUUGCCAUUCGUCCCUGCAAACUCUCAACAUCUCGUAUGAUAUUGCCUGCCAAUGGCAUAAAAAGCUAUGGCAGCAUAUGAGCGCGUUCCCUACUUCAAUGCAGUUCGAUCACACUUCCAAGGUCAUCUCUUUCUUUGUGCCAAAGUUUCACCUACCUGUGCAUGUUGAGAAAUGCCAGACUACGUUUUCAUUCAACUUCAAACGAGGUGUUGGUCGCACAGAUGGCGAAGCACCAGAACAUGGGUGGGCCAACAUCAACCCCGUUGCAUCCAGCACGAAGGAGAUGAGACCCGGUGCAAGGUGGGAUACCUUAGAUGAUUUCUUUGGUGACUGGAAUUGGAAAAAAGUUGUCAGUCUUGGUACUACUAUGCAGCGCAAGCUUAAAGAGGCUGUGCCUCAAUGCGCGUAUCAUCAAGCAGCCCUUAACGACCUUGAAGAAGGCCUCCAAGAGGAAUUGCAGGUGGAGGCAUGGGAGAAUGAUCAAAUAAUUACACUAGCAUCUGUUCGGCUAGCGCUGGCCAAAGAAGAAGAACAAAGCAUACAGAGCGGGGCCCGUAUCUCACUUCACGAGGAUUGCUCCCCUAGUAUAUUGAUUAGUUCGGGGCUGGAACUUGAGGAGCAACAAUGGCGCUUGAGAGCCGACAAGGAUGGUCGUGGUUUACAUGUCACAGACAAUCAAGAAGGUAAAUUAGUUGAGCGUAGUAAUGCAUUACAGCGUCGGCUCAAUUCCUGGGUAAAGAUGCAAGAGCUCUAUAUGCCCAACAUGGCGGCCAUGCAGAUCUCGGACAAUGCAACCGCCACAAAAGCUUCCUCCAUCUCUUCAACUGCUGAAGGCUUCAAGUUGUGGCUGCCCUUGCAGAUUGGGAGGUCUUUACCUUGCGAUGAAUCCCUGCAGAGGGUAGAAUGGAGACUUCGAUACGCUCAAGGCCAUGAUGCACUCCACUCUUUGCGCUCCUGCCUUCGUGCACAGACAGCCAUUCUCAAAUAUAAAGACCGAAACCUUCGAGGACAAGGGGCAAAUACUAGAGCUCGCAACACGCUCCAGGCGAUUGACACGAGGAUCGAAGCCGCUACUAGGAAAUAUGAAAGCAGUCUGUUGAAUGAGUCCGGCUGGCAAUCUUCGCUGCAUCCCUUAAACCACCAAGACAUACACUUGAUGUCUGACAUUCUCUGGGGAGAAUCAGAAGGCAGACGAAAGCUCUCGUGGAUCUGGAACAUGUGGGGUGCUGGUGGAAGCGAAAAAGACGACAAUGGAGCUUUAGAAGACAUGAGGAUUGAAUGGUGCAAGGCAAGAGCUCGCGCAAUGCGAUGGGAGGAGGAAGUAGCACUCCUUCAAGAGGAAAUGUGUCGCAUAGGAGCAUUUCUGAGGUGGGAAGCGGGGCGCUGGGACGAAAGGCACAAUGAGGUUGUACCGACUGACGCAGAGCAUGAGGACGGGUGCAUAGCUUAUGCACAUCGUCAGGCACACUUGCGCACGCAACUGGCAACCUCAUUUGAGGCACAUUGGGCACAGACACUGUCUCAUCUGAACGCGCAGGAUGGGUCCGAAGAAUGUAUUGUGGAUAUAGCCAGUAGCUAG
Suillus plorans is the source of this 2694-nucleotide messenger RNA. RefSeq lists its product as uncharacterized. The transcript has 12 exons. Bases 1 to 2694 code for a protein of 897 amino acids. The record is from RefSeq and is a predicted model, not a curated record. Lineage: Eukaryota; Fungi; Basidiomycota; Agaricomycetes; Boletales; Suillaceae.